AUGUCUGCGGUGAAUGCCCUACCGAGUCCAGACGGGGAUCGUCUUGGCAGUGUUAUCGUGGACGAGAACAGCGAUGCAGAGCGAGAGCUGUGCGGUAUGGUCGACAUGAUGAUCGCAACGUCCACCAGCGCGCUCCAGAGGAUCGCAAAGGAUGUGACCAACAGCAGCACGGCGUUUGAGAAGGCGGCGCCACUUUUCCAGGCCAAUGGAAUCCACAUUUUCUCUGGCGAGCCCGACGAGAGCGCCUCCAGUACUGUCAGCCCUCCCGCUGUCGAGCCCAACCUGCGGACCCAACUGGCGCACUGUCGAGACCUCCUCCGCAGGGUCGACAGUGAGCGCCGCCACGUGCGUCGUCAUUGUAUCUACCUUCAGAAGGAGCACGAGCUUCGACAUGCAGAGAUAAAGUCGAUGCACCGCUACUCUAUGGAAUCGCAUCAGCGCUCGCUGAUGUUAGAGAAUCAGGUUGCAGAGGAGCGCCAGCGCCGUAAGCGUCUGGAAGACGAGGUGGACGCUCAAACGCAAGAGGUCAUGCGCCUUCGCCGUGUUCUUCGAGCCCUACCAGACAACGUCUUGAAAUCCCUUAGUCCGCAUUAUCCUGCCGACGACGCUGCGGCAGAAGUUGUGCAAACUUUGGCCCCGGACCGCCGUUUUGAGGAGGCCUUUCGGGACAAAAUGAAUAGCAUUGUGUAUAAGAGACGCUAUCACCAGGCAAGUGCAAUGCAUCAGGCGGCCAGCGAGCAGGUUGAGAUGAUGAUGAUGGAACAGCAAGAUCCCUUGCAGGUCGCGUCGAGGUGGCCCUACGUCGGUGAGGACGUAACGGCUGUAGGUGCAACGCUGACUGAGUCAGUCGUGAAGCAGGAAUGGCGGCGCAGCUUCAACGGUGCCUCCGACCUGCUCGAAUCUCCGUCCCAUGGGGUUGGUGAAUCGCAGCUGGAAGAGACAAUAAAACCAACUGCAGCUUCGACGCUUGCGAACUGCACACUCAUGCAGUCAGUGCUGGCGUUCCCCUUCCAGUUACCCUUCACGACGGCCACCCCGCAAGACGCGUACAUUAAAUUUCUCGUGUACCACUCCGCGUACGCGGAGCCGCUCACCCAGUUGCGGGAGCACGUCCUCAGGCUGAGCUCACGUCUCAAGACGGCGCAGGAUGCUGGGCUACGCGCGCUAUACACCAUGUUUACUCGGGUGCUGCAUCUCCUUGGAUCCAGCCCUGCCCAGACGCAGUGGCGCUCUCUCUACGAGCGCCAGAUGGAAAAAAUGCAGCGCACACACCGCGAGCUUCUAUACGCGGUGAUUGAUCAGGCGAAUAUGGCAGCCACCAAGAUCCCGGAGCUUGAGCGCAUCGGCGGUGCUGCUGCGGCGCGGCGCGAGCACACCGGCGGUGUUCCGCAGCGCCGAGACGUGGGCUGCAGCGCGCAGGAAUCGACCACGAUGGAAAAGUACCGGUCCUCCCAGCUCAAGGAGGAGCUCGCGCGUCUCAAACUGCACUCGCUCGAGGUGGAGGCGGCAGCACAGAAGGAGAAAGAGGAGAUGACUAGGCAACGCUCGACUGCGCGUCAAGAUGCUUUGCAGGCUCUGCAAUCUCUCAAGGCGCUCUCCAAAUGCAUUGUAUGGUCGGUGAGAGUGCACGGCGCCGCCGACGAUGCUGUGUAUGACCCUUUCGCUCAACUGCCUGAUCCUCUCACUGAGGAGGUGCUGGACGACCCGCGCCUCGCUAGCAAGACGACAGAAGCAACCGAGUUGACUGUCUCGUACGUGCGCCUGCUUGCCUACAGUCAUGGCGAAGGCGGUCGAGGUAAAUGCGCGCAGCCCCCUCUCGCGGACCCCAGGGCCGCAACGCUUUCGUCCUCGCAAAUGUCGGGAAAGGAUGGCACGCGAGAGGGGGCGGCUAGGGACACCACCAACAUUUUCCGCACGGCCUCUGGCGCCACCGCUUCGUCGUCGUCUCCAAAGGCGCAGUCGUCUCGGAGGAAAUCGGCACCGUCAGCAGUGCAAGCGCUUCGCCGUCGCACUCGCAGCAGCUCCUCGAGGUACUCAGACCGUCGACUCAGCACACCGCAACUACCUCCCGUAGCGCGCACCCCAGCGUUGUCGGAGAGUACGAAAGACUGUUGCAAGCGCCGGAGCAGCGGCGAUGCCGCAUCAGCACCCUUUCCUCCUGCCAGAGGCGGCCCUUCCUUGACGAAGUCUUCGACUGUGCUCUCUUUUCACAACACGGUGAGCUCACAAGAGGCCCGCGUCAAGGAAAGCUGCUCUACGCCUCAGGCAGCUGUCACCAUCAUCGAUCUCGGCUUUCGUGAGAGCGAUGUUCAGCGGUAG
This is a messenger RNA of Leishmania braziliensis MHOM/BR/75/M2904, 2319 nucleotides long. RefSeq lists its product as hypothetical. NCBI's taxonomy places the organism in Eukaryota, Euglenozoa, Kinetoplastea, Trypanosomatida, Trypanosomatidae. The transcript has a single exon. The record is from RefSeq and is a predicted model, not a curated record. The coding region runs from base 1 to 2319 and encodes 772 amino acids.